ACCAAAGCAACAGCACUGAAAGAAGCUGUGUGGAGGUCCACAGAAUUGAGCUUUCCUAAAGUGAUUAUGGUAUCAGAUAUGCAAAAGUCGGUUAAUGUGCUGCAGCAAGAAAUCAGCAAACUAGCUUGGGAAGUUCAAGGCAUCUUGCUACUAGACAUGCGCAAAGAUGCUUCCAGACGAGGAUUAGAUUUCAAGCUUCAGUUCGUUAGAAAGACGUGCGAAGCAAAUUGCUCAAUGGCUGGAUAG
Messenger RNA from Ilex paraguariensis (yerba mate), 246 nucleotides. Lineage: Eukaryota; Viridiplantae; Streptophyta; Magnoliopsida; Aquifoliales; Aquifoliaceae. The record is from the annotation of a GenBank genome assembly.